AUUUUAAGACACAUUUAAUGCAUUUUUGUCUUUUAUUUUUCUUCACUUUCCACUACCUAAUAAGAGACAGAGCCUUAAGCUGAAGACGAAGCAAGAAAGAAACAAGAGUGAACAGAAAAGAAUGAGAGAAGAGAAGGACAAGCUGGCUCUUGUGUUAGCUGCAAAGUCGAGAACAUUGUUGUACACUUCUUCACCUGCAAGUCCAUCGGUGUUUGCUUCUCCUAUUCACACUCUUGCUUCUGUUCCGUUUUGCUGGGAAGAGCAACCAGGCAAGCCCAAGAACCCUCUUCGUCCUCUUUCUUACCCAAAAUGUCUUGAACUGCCUCCGCGCUUGCUCCUUCCGGGUGACUUUACGCAACUGCCAUUUCCUGAGAGGAAGCAUGGGGGCCUCUUUGGGUUCAUGAGGAGGAAAGGGAGAGGGGAUGUUGUAGUCAGGGGUAGUUAUGUCUUUCCCUCGGAGAAGGAGAGAGCAGGUGAGAUCAAUAAUAACAACAACAUGAAGAUCAUGAAGUUUAACCAAUCAGGGAAUUUGUAUGGUGGUGGUGGAUCUGUAAAAGGAUCUCACUUUUUGGGAGGUUUAUGUAAGGGACUGAAGCAAGCAAUGCCAUGGAAGAACAAGAAGCUGAGAAGAGAAAGUCUUUGAGCAUAUAAUAAAAGUGCUUACAAGACAAACACUGAUCAUCUUCUGAUCUACCUAUUGAGGAUCAGAAGAGCUACUAAGAGUGUAUGUAAGACUGGCAAUUUCGUCAUAUUGUAAAACUAAUAUCUCUGUGAUGUAUGUAUGUAUAAUAUAAAUAUAGACUCGUGAGCCAUGGGAACACAACUUUCAAGCU
This is a messenger RNA of Raphanus sativus (radish), 833 nucleotides long. RefSeq lists its product as uncharacterized. NCBI's taxonomy places the organism in Eukaryota, Viridiplantae, Streptophyta, Magnoliopsida, Brassicales, Brassicaceae. The transcript is spliced from 2 exons. The coding region runs from base 122 to 643 and encodes 173 amino acids. The record is from RefSeq and is a predicted model, not a curated record.